AGUUCAUAUUAUUUCCUAUAUUACGGUAAGGCGAACAUAAUUACUUUUAAUAUUUUUACACUAUGUUCGGGAACCUUGAUGAGGAGAAAAAGGCUCGCUUGAGGGAGAAACUACUCAAAGCCGCCGCCGCUUCUUCAACGGCACCUGCGCAUGUGUCGUCUAGCAGCGACAGUGAUGGAGCGCAGCAGGUACCUCCGGCACACGAUGCCAGCACCACCGCCGCCUCAGAGAAAUUGAGGAUAAACGCAAAAAGCACCGAAAUUGAAAUUUCAAACAUUCGCCUGUUCACCCUCGACGAAUUGGAUCUGAACCAACUGACUGCGUGCACGGUGUUGUCGCUGCGUAAGAAUCUUAUUCACGAACUGACUGCCUUUCCCCAGCAUCUGGCUGCACGACUUAACGAGCUGGAUCUUUUCGACAACAAAAUCAAAAGAGUGCGCGACUUCUUUGAUUCGGCAAUGAUUCCCGAUUCCACCACAGGCGUUUUGGCAAAGCAACCCCUUCCGCACGCUUUCACUUCCUUGACAAAGUUGGACCUGAGUUACAAUCAGAUAAGAAAGAUCCGCGGUUUCGAAUCACUUGGCCCUACGCUGAAAGAGCUGUACCUGGUAGAGAACAAGAUAAAAGCUGUUGAGGGACUGGACACCCUGGUGAACCUGGAACUGUUGGAGCUGGGCGGAAACCGCAUUCGUGAAAUCGGCUCCGGGCUUUCCAAUCUUACCUCGUUGCAGAAACUAUGGCUGGGCAAAAACAAGAUAACGAGAAUCGGAACUGCACUCAAUACCCUCAGCAAACUGCAGCUGGUCAGUAUCCAAGCAAAUCGCCUCCUCAGCAUCGAACCAGACGAAUUCAAGGCAGGGUGCAACCCACAGCUGAAAGAAGUCUAUCUUUCCGAGAACGGAAUCAGCAAGAUUGAAAAUCUUCCGCUGCACUCCGUUCAUCUGCUGGACUUGAGCUUCAACCCAAUCGAAUCCAUUAAUGAAGAUGUCAUCAACUCGGCGAAUAUGCCAGAGCUCGAGGAAUUUUGGCUUACUGAUGGCAAGAUCAACGAUUGGGCUGAAGUGCGCAAAUUUAACGCUUUCGAGGGGACACUGCGUACCAUCUAUGUCGAACGGAACCCCAUCGAACAGGACAAACGCUAUCGCGAUAAAGUCUACAUGUAUCUGCCCUUUGUCACUCAAAUUGAUUCGUGGCCAGUGCUGAACAAAGACAAUUUGGAGGCCGACCGCACGAUUCAACGCAGGGUUGAGCGCAGUUGA
Leptomonas pyrrhocoris is the source of this 1259-nucleotide messenger RNA. Its product is annotated as Protein phosphatase type 1 regulator-like protein. Lineage: Eukaryota; Euglenozoa; Kinetoplastea; Trypanosomatida; Trypanosomatidae. The transcript has a single exon. The coding region runs from base 63 to 1259 and encodes 398 amino acids. Gene Ontology annotation, molecular function: protein binding. The record is from RefSeq and is a predicted model, not a curated record.